AAAGAUGGCGGAAAUGGAAGGGUUUUGGAGCUGUAAGUGAUUCAAUAGCUGGUUGUUGUAAAUCCCGUGGCUUUCAGCCAAUCCACUCGCGCAAGGAUGAAGAAACAGUUUUAUCGGGUCAAACAGCUGGCUGAUCAACGUGUUGGCAGGGCCGAGAAGACCGAAAUCUUGUCAGAAGACUUACAGAAUGUUGAGAAAACUGUGGAGAAAAUCAAGCAUGCUUGUCAAUCUGCAAACAAGCGAAUCACUGCAUCAAUGCAAGGUUCUGGGAGUGAUUUUGAAAAACGGAUGAAAAAGCUAAACCAAACAGGUCUUGCAAACAGUAUGCUUGAGUCUAGCAAUCAGUUAGGAGACAGCUCUGUUCUUGGAACUAUAAUGUCUGGAGCGGGGGAGGCAGAGUUGGCAGUUGCCAAGGAGUUGUGUGAAUUUGAGAUGGCUGUAGAAAGGAAUGUUAUUGCUCCUAUGACAACACUACUGGAGAAUGAUAUUCCAAGUAUUGCUCAGUCCAAGAAGAAGCUAUCCAAGGCUGCUCUUGACAUGGACACAUGUAAAUCAAGAUGGAUGGCAGCUGUGAAAGGAGCACAUGGAGCAAGUAAAGACAUGUGGGCUGCUGCAUCCAAAGCAGAUUCCCUUAAAGAUGAACUGGAAGAAGAAACUGCUAAAUUUGAAGGAUGCCAGGAUAGCUUUACUACUGAAGCUCUGAAGUUUGUAUCCAGAGAAGGAGAAUACGCAGAUUGGAUUAUACAUUUUAUGCAAGCUCAACUAGAAUAUCACAGGAAGGCUGCUGUUAUUCUGGAAAAUGCUCUACCAGACCUGAAAAUAAAAGUUGAUGAGUCGUCAUUGAGACCUGUGUUUGGAUGUCCUUUAGAAGAACAUUUGAAAGCUCAAAAUAGAAGUAUAGCCUUUGUGCUUGAAGAAAGUUUGACAUUCCUACAUGAGACAGCUCUAGAAGAACAGGGCUUAUUUCGGUUGGCUGGAAGUGCAUCUAAAAUCAGAAAAUUAAAGGCUGAGUUUGAUGCUGGCUUAGUAGACUUAGCAGAAUAUUCAAUAGACCUACAUGCUAUAACAGGAGUAGUAAAGUUAUACCUACGAGAACUGCCAGAACCUCUGAUGACAUUCAAAUUGUACGAUGAAUGGAUACAGGCUGCAAGUAUUCAGGAAAAUGGAGCAAAGUUACAAGCUUACUGGACACUUGUAGAAAAAUUACCCAAACCUAAUAAAGAUAAUCUAAGGUAUUUGAUUUGUUUCUUGGCUAAGCUGUGUGAACAUGCAGAGUUCAACAAGAUGACAGCAAGUAAUGUUGCUAUAGUGAUAGGACCAAACAUCAUUUAUUCUCAGCUCAAGCAUGAUGGUGUCAGUCUACAGCAUACUGGUAUCCAGUCAUCAAUAAUAGAGGCAUUGAUACAACACCAUAAAUAUUUCUUUCCUAAAGGAGUGGACUUCUUCCGAAGUAUUCCAACGCAGGAAAAUGGUUUAAACACUACUACAAACUCAUCUUCAAAUUCAUCAUCUAACAAAGCUAAUCAAGAGCAACAACGACAUUCAACACAACAAAAAAGAUCUGUAGCAGAGUUUCAAAGUGUUACAGGAGGGCUUUUGGAAGAAGUAGUUGGAAUGAUCAAUGCAUCUAGUUCAAGUGACAAUGAUCUUGCAGGACAUGACCCUGUUGAUAGUCAAGCAAAGCCUCCAACUCCAGUAAAGGCAACAUCAAUUCAUCAUGGCUCAAUAUCUGGGGGAUCUGCUCCAGUGAAAAAGAGACAGGCACCAACACCAGCUUCAGCGCAGGUGAAAUACUUGGGUUCUACUAGUCCAGUGUCUACCUCCCCUCCCCUCCCCCUUGCAAAGCCAACUGGACUCCCCCCUCCCCCUCCCAGUAAACCCACUGGUGCUCCCCCUCCUGCUCCAAAACCAGGAAACAACAAAAACUAACAACUGUUUAUUGUUACCAGUAAUGUCAUACUAAUUUCGUACAUGAUAGAAUUUAAGACAAGGAAACUGUAUUGCUCUUGAUAUUUUUGAAUUAUUCAUAGCUCAAAUAUUAUUUUAUAUAUCAAAUAAAUUGCUAUUCUGGUUUAAAAAAAAUCUAAAUAAGCAUGAUGUGUGCUGUAAAUACCAAUAAGGAUAAGUAAAAAGUGUGUGAAAUGGUCUGUUUUUAGUCAAUAAAUUUACAAGUAAAUUAUGGUCUAUUGCUCUACAAUAAAUAACUUUCCGUCUAGUUUUUAGUUUCAAGAUUUAUCAUUAAAUUGUUGCACCAUACUGUGCUAUGCACCAUACUGUGUCAUUCUUUUUUGACAACUUUAGAUUGUGCUGCACUAGGAAAUAAGAUAUUGGCGCUUUACUUUGAUGUAUUGAAAGGCGGAAUUUGGACAUUGAGUGAAGUGCCGAUACCUAAUAUUGGUUAGCAGUAAAUUAAUCAAAACACUUGCAGAAUUGUUAAAGAAAUGUUCAAAGAGAUACUAAUCCUGAGCAUUUUCUAAGCAUACUUAUCUUAAGAAUAUAGAUAUACCUGCGAUAUGUUGGUCACUUGCUUUCGUUCUGAUGUUCAAUAUUAGUCUGAGGUCCUUCAUGGACAUCAACAUGUAUCAUCAAGAGUGAAGGUUGAUAGAAGUCCAUUAUUAUUCUGUUCAUUUGUCAUAAAAUACUAUAAUGUACUAACUAGUUCAACUUUAAACAAUCUAACACAUCUGUUUUUAGAAUCUUUUAUUGUAUAUAUUAACAAUAAACCAUACCAACCUAUAUUAUAAGUCUAUUUCCUAUUACAAUCUAAUGAUUGUCCUACUUGAAUUAUCUACAGUAAAUAAGUGUUUUUUCUGACUCAAAGUCAUUGAUUAUUUUGUAAAAGAAUGCAAUAGAAGUAAAACGUUUGGUCAUAUAUUCAAAUAAAAUGGUAUUCACCAAAUAAAGUGAGAGAAAAACCCAA
Messenger RNA from Actinia tenebrosa (Australian red waratah sea anemone), 2920 nucleotides. RefSeq names its product rho GTPase-activating protein 44. Lineage: Eukaryota; Metazoa; Cnidaria; Anthozoa; Actiniaria; Actiniidae. Gene Ontology annotation, molecular function: GTPase activator activity; protein binding. The record is from RefSeq and is a predicted model, not a curated record. Gene Ontology annotation, cellular component: intracellular anatomical structure; cytoplasm. Gene Ontology annotation, biological process: regulation of actin cytoskeleton organization; positive regulation of GTPase activity; regulation of Rac protein signal transduction.